Molecule: messenger RNA, 4383 nt
Organism: Heterocephalus glaber (naked mole-rat)
Lineage: Eukaryota; Metazoa; Chordata; Mammalia; Rodentia; Bathyergidae
Source: RefSeq, a predicted model, not a curated record
GUCUGCUAAGUACUGACCAGCCAGCCCAGCCGCUGUUUCAGCCCAGAGCUGACCAGUCCAGCUGUCGCAGGAGCCAGGCGCGGAUUGGUGAGACUACGUGGGACUCUGUCUAUAGGCCGCGCCGUCCGGCUCGCAGGGCUUUGAUUGGCUCAAUGGGCGCUGAGCAACCAUUGGCUGCGGUGGGUAGUCUGGGCUACUGGGGAAAAGAAAAAGGGGUGCUGGGCCUGGCUGGGUAACAGAGGCUGGGGGUGACUGGACGGCUCCGCGGGGGUGGUGUCGCGGAGGGCUGCGGGGCCGAGACGUCCAGGGGUCACGCUACACUCCAGGAAGUGCCUGCGCUGGUGUUGCAGGUCAGGAUCAUGGGCUGCUUUUUCUCCAAGGGGCGGAAGACUGAGAAGGAGUCGCGGCCCGAGAGCGAGGAGGAGCGGCCCAAGCAGUACAGCUGGGACCAGCGCGAGAAGGUUGAUAUAAAAGACUACAUGUUCAAUGGGCUGAAAGAUGAAACAGUAGGUCGCUUACCUGGGAAAGUGGCUGGACAACAGUUUUUCAUUCAAGACUGUGAGAACUGCAACAUCUAUAUUUUUGAUCACUCUGCUGCAGUUACCAUUGAUGACUGUACUAACUGUAUAAUUUUUCUGGGACCUGUGAAAGGCAGUGUGUUUUUCCGGAAUUGCAGAGAUUGCAAGUGCACAUUAGCUUGCCAACAAUUUCGUGUUCGGGAUUGUAGAAAGCUGGAAGUCUUUUUGUGCUGUGCCACUCAACCCAUUAUUGAGUCAUCUACAAAUAUCAAAUUUGGCUGUUUUCAGUGGUACUACCCUGAAUUAGCUUCCCAGUUCAAAGAUGCAGGGCUAAGUAUCUUCAAUAACACGUGGAGUAACGUUCAUGACUUUACACCUGUGUCAGGAGAACUCAACUGGAGCCUUCUUCCAGAAAAUGCUGUGGUUCAGGACUAUGUUCCUAUUCCUACUGCUGAGGAACUCAGAGGUGUCCGUGUUUCCACAGAAGCCAAUAGAAGCAUCGUUCCCAUAUCCCGGGGUCAGAGACAGAAGAACAGUGAUGAAUCAUGCUUAGUGGUAUUAUUUGCUGGUGAUUAUACAAUUGCAAAUGCCAGGAAACUAAUUGAUGAGAUGGUUGGUAAAGGCUUUUUCCUAGUUCAGACAAAGGAAGUGUCCAUGAAAGCUGAGGAUGCAAAAAGGGUUUUUCGGGAAAAAGCACCUGACUUCCUUCCCCUUCUAAACAAAGGUCCUGUGAUUGCCUUGGAAUUUAAUGCAGAUGGUGCUGUAGAAGAAUGUCAACUUAUUAUAAACAAGAUAUUCAAUGGAACCAAGAUGUUUGUAUCAGAAAGCAAGGAGACAGCAUCUGGAGAUGUAGACAGCUUCUACAAUUUUGCUGACAUACAGAUGGGAAUAUGAAGUGCAAAUGUGGAACCAAGGAUUUGGUAUUAAGCCCUUUCCAACUUUUGUGUACAGAGUUUGAUAAUAUGCUUUUGUGUAUUUGCAGUGAUUUUUACUAAUGCUAAAAUUGUUAAAUGUUAUUUUUAAUAACUCAUUGACUACUGCAACUAUCAAAAUAGCUCAAUUAAAUAGUUUUAAUCUGCUUAAAAACUAUUUAGCCCACUUCAGUAAGCUUGUAGUUUUCUUUCUUUGCUUAUAAUACCCUGAUUAGAAAAUAAAGUGACUACCAGUUCAUGAUUUCAAUCCUAAUUAAAUAUACUUUCAAAUCUCUAAUAAUUUAAAUUUUCCAACUUUCCUCAGUGCUCUAUAUUUGUGUGAGAAUACAUUUCACUGCUUAUUUUAUCUUUUUAAAUUUAGAGGGAUUUGUUACUAUUUGAUCAGUUAGAAUGAACACAUGCACAUUUUUUCAUGUAUACAUAUUUAGUUAAAUAACUGCCUCUUGGGCCGGGGAUUUAGCUUAGUGGUUCUACCGUCUGCCUCGCAAGUGCAAGAUCCUGAGUUCAGUGCCUUGUACCAAAAAAAAAUAAAAAUAAAAAUAAAAUAACUGCCUCCUAGUUGCAUUAAAUAGCUAACAAGAUUUUGUACAUGAGUUGACAUACUACUUUUUAAAUUGAAUUUUUUAAAGAAAUAAGUGGUACAUGAGUGUAGUCCUAGCCAAUCAAAAGGCUGAGGCAGGAAGAUCACUUGAGCCCAGGACUUUGAGGCCUGCUGGGCAACAAAACUAAAACAAAAAAAAAAAAAAAGAAAAGAAAUAGGCAUUUGAUAACUAGCUUUGCAAAUAAGUCUAAUAACUUAUGUUGGUAUAGCAUUGUGAGGCUUCCUCAUAAGUAGUAUGACCAUUUGAAUAAAUCGCACAUUGUGUUUUUUUUUUUUUAAAUACAACUGUUAGAUGUCUCUUCUGCUUCUGGUAAGAGAAGGUAUAUGCAAUAGUAAAACUGUAGAAGCCUAACUACCAGCAGAUUUUUUUAAAGGUGAUUACUGUUUGAUCAGCCAUCUCCUGAGCUAUCAAGAGAUUUGGAACAAAACUUUGUGACUUUGAAAUAGGCAUGAUGAUAAGCCAUGCAGAUUAUUGAAAAGCUUGAUACAUUUAUCAAGUAAUGUAAAUAUGAUAGAAUUAUUUUGGUUGCUUUCAAAGCAUUAUUUCUCAAAUCCACCUGAUCAUAGUAAUUUGCCAGGAGGCAGGCAGGGUAGAAGUAUUUGUUAAAAAAUCCACAUUCUUGGGCUGGGGAUUUAGCUUAAUGGCAUGGCACCUGCCUCGCAAGCAUAAGGUCCUGAGUUCGAUCCCCUGUACCAGAAAAAAAAUCCACAUUCUUGGACCCAAUCCUCAGAUGCACAGAUUCAAUUUUUAGGUAAAACUCUUUCAAGGGCUAUGUUAUAAUCAGUUCAAAGGGUGUUGAUAGGUUGAUCAUGUGUGAAGGUGCUGAACCAGCCAUCCACAAAACAUACAGCAGCUAAUAGGAAAACAGCUUUCAUAAGCCUAUUUUAUUUAUUUUUCUAGUACAGGGAAUCAAACCUAGGGCCUCACACAUGCUAGGUAAGUGCUCUACCACUGAGCUACAUGCCCAGCCCCAUAAGCCUAUUUUUAAAGGGUCUAUUUUAAAAUCUGAAAUUUAAUUCUAUUUUGAUAAAACUAAGACCAAAAAUGGCCCCUUGUAAAAAUUAUUUUUACGAUUGUUACUAAAAAUACAUUUUCAUGUCUACAAUGUUUUUGGAUGUUUUCAGGUUAACUACUACAUUGAAUUGCAUGUUACUAUGCAGAAAUAAUACAUUAGAAAACUCUUCACUUUAAAUUAGUAAUAUUGAGCACCCACACUGUGCCUAGCUCUGUGCUAACCAUUAGCACUGUACCAUUAGAUUUCUUUCUUUUUUUUUUUUCCCUCAGUACGGGGAUCAAACUUAGGACCUUGCGCUUGUGAGGCAGGCACGGCACAACUGAGCUAAAUCCCUGGCACCAUAUUAUUUAUUUUACCAGAUCAUCAUACUCUGAAAAGUCAAUAUGAUUUCAUAAGGUGCAAAUAAAAAUUCAUGACAGGUUUAAUGUAACUAUGAUCAUAAUUUAUAAAUAAUCUUCGCAAAUAAUGGUCAGAGUGCAUUAACUUUUUAUCUUAGUGAAGCUACACUAAAUAUAUUCCUUCCUAUCAUGAUUAUAUUAUUAAACAUAAUUAUUCAUAUUUAAAAUAAUCAGUUCUUUUUUGUUUUUGAAAACUUAAAUCCAAUGUCAUGGAAAGAUAUAGAUUGAGUUCUUUAUUUCCAAUGGUAUUUUAGCAAACUCAGGAAUAUAAUAAUAAGGGAGAUGUUGAUUUAAGAUUUUCCACUAAAUUUAGUAUUUGUUAACCAAAGCCUAAAACUUUUUACUGUUCAAUUACAUAAGAGAUUUUAAUGUUUAAUUUCUCUUUUUCCUUUUUUUUGUUUUUUUUGGUGGUGUUGGGGGUUGAACCAAGGGCCUCAUGCAUGCUAGGCAAGCACUUUACCACUGAGCUACAUCCCCAGCCUAAUUUGUCUUUAAGGAGAGUCAUUUGGCUUCUGAAUGUUUGAAAAGAUUUUUUAAAAUAAUGAUAGUUUUUAUACUUCUAAACUUUGGUAGUAAUAAAAAUUACUAUAUUUCAUUUCUGAAAUAGGUUUUGAAUUCAUAAAAAAUUAUUGGCAAUGAAAAUUUAGUAACUGUAUUAAGUUAUACAUAUUUAAACAUCAUAUUAGUUUCUUUUGCAUUAAUAAGUGCUGCUGGUUUUGUUUUGUUUCUGUAUAUGUGCAGCUUUUAUAUGCAAUUUACCUAGUGUUUAUAAAAUGUGAUUUUUAAUAAAUGUUAAAAUGAAAAUGGCUUAACACUCAUUUUUGAAGAGCACUUCUAUAACAUACAUGUGCCAAAUUUUUUAAUGUUAAAAGCAAAAUAAAAUUUUCUAAUCUAUGUUGUAUGUUAAAGAGAAAUGAA